Molecule: messenger RNA, 1570 nt
Organism: Mizuhopecten yessoensis (Yesso scallop)
Lineage: Eukaryota; Metazoa; Mollusca; Bivalvia; Pectinida; Pectinidae
Product: probable G-protein coupled receptor 139
Exons: 1
Coding region: 1-1254 (417 amino acids)
Biological process (GO): G protein-coupled receptor signaling pathway
Cellular component (GO): membrane
Molecular function (GO): G protein-coupled receptor activity
Source: RefSeq, a predicted model, not a curated record
AUGGACGAGGGGGUGGAUAUUUACAAAGCCAACUUCUCCGUGAUAUCGGCAAUCUUACAUCAGUUAUUCGAUAGCAACAAUGUGUCCAUCUCGGUCGAGGAUCUAAGCCAUGAACAGAUAUGGGGCCUCCUACAGUUAGCUGGCUACAUACCCGAGCCCCAACAUACCUUCAAUCAGGAGGACCUAAUUCAGUACAAGGAGUACCGAAUUCAUACCACAAUGGCGAUAUACAUGCCACCAGUGUUACUCUUUCUUGGAACUGUUGGAAAUGUUCUAUCAUUUUUGAUUCUCCGGCACAAAACUAUGACCCGAAUGUCUACAAAUACAUUCCUGGCUGCUCUGUCUAUUGCUGAUUCGUUUGUUUUGCUAAAUGGUUUAUUCCUGAAGUGGCUAGGGGAGAUCACUCACGUUGAUUUACAAACGGAAUCCCGAUUGUUGUGUAAACUGAUAGCGGUACUUGGCUAUAGUACGAGUCAAUAUUCCGUUUGGUUGAUAGUCGCGGUUACGAUAGAGCGUUACAUAGUGGUUUGUCAUCCACUGAGAGCGUCAUACUUCUGUAAUAUUCCCAGAGCCAGGAAAGUCGUGUGUUUAUUAGCAUUGCUUUUCCUAACCAUAAACAUACAUUUAUUAUGGACAGUGGAUUUGAAUGAAGAAAUUUACAACAACAAAAUUGUUUAUAAGUGUGAAGGUGCCUUAUCGCACAAGCUGCUAGUGGAUGUGAUAUGGCCUUGGAUAGAUGCCUUGUUUUAUUCCUUCUCGCCUACACUAAUAAUCGUUAUGUUAAAUAUUAUGAUAAUUCGGCAGGUUAUAAAAGCGACAUACGGUCGGGAUGUACUACAAAAUGGCUCCCUGAUGAAAGCUGAGAGCCGUCGUUGUACGAAAGAUAGUAACACUAAACUAACAGUGAUGUUGUUAACCAUAUCGUUCACGUUUUUACUCACUACGUUACCCAUGAACAUCGUCAUGAUUGUGACUCGUGUCUGGCAGGAUGACUUCAAAAAUGACGCCGCCAUAUUGGCCAAGUGCUUGUUAGUCAGAACAAUAGCUGAGUUGCUCAUGUAUUUAAACCAUUCCAUGAAUUUCUUUCUGUAUUGUGCCACUGGUCAAAAGUUCCGUAACAUUGUAUAUAGGAUGGUGUGCCAGCGGUCAGGCUCAAAUACGUCCAACGUUUCAGACCACAGUCAACACCUUUAUUGCUCAAGGACAAACGUAAAUGCAUGCAGUCAUAAAACCACUAACGAAACUGCUAUAUAGGCUGUUAUAGGGUGUGCAUGUGUAGGCUGUUAUAGGGUUACAUGUUAAGGCUGUUAUAGUAUGUACAUGUAUAGGCUGUUAUAGAGUGUACAUGUAUAGGCUGUGAUAAUAUGUACUUGUUAAGGCUGUUAUAGUAUGUACAUGUAUAGGCUGUUAUAGAGUGUAAAUGUAUAGGAUGUUAUAGGGUGUACAUGCAUAGGCUGCUAAAGGCUGUAUAUAUAAAGGCUUACAUAUUGUGUUUAUGUUACCAGAUAGUGGUUGUAGGCUGUCAUUUUGGUUAUAGGUUUUAAUACAGGUGAAAUAUUUAAAACGUGAU